AUGGUCCUUGUCCAAUUCUUCACAGGUGGGGCUGCUGGUCACAGGUGGGGCUGCUGGUCACAGGUGGGGCUGCUGGUCACAGGUGGGGCUGCUGGUCACAGGUGGGGCUGCUGGUCACAGGUGGGGCUGCUGGUCACGGGUGGGGCUGCUGGUCACAGGUGGGGCUGCUGGUCACGGGUGGGGCUGCUCGUCACAGGUGGGGCUGCUGGUCACGGGUGGGGCUGCUGGUCACGGGUGGGGCUGCUGGUCACAGGUGGGGCUGCUGGUCACGGGUGGGGCUGCUGGUCACAGGUGGGGCUGCUGGUCACAGGUGGGGCUGCUGGUCACAGGUGGGGCUGCUGGUCACAGGUGGGGCUGCUGGUCACGGGUGGGGCUGCUGAUCACAGGUGGGGCUGCUGGUCACAGGUGGGGCUGCUGGUCACGGGUGGGGCUGCUGGUCAUAGGUGGGGCUGCUGGUCGCAGGUGGGGCUGCUGGUCACAGGUGGGGCUGCUGGUCACAGGUGGGGCUGCUGGUCACAGGUGCCUGGUGCUGGCGGCUGGCGCUGGUGCUGGUGCCUGGUGCUGGCGGCUGGCGCUGGCGCUGGUGCCUGGUGCUGGCGGCUGGCGCUAGUGCCUGGUGCUGGCGGCUGGCGCUGGUGCCUGGUGCUGGUGGCUGGCGCUGGUGCUGGUUCCUGGUGCUGGCGGCUGGCGCUGGUGCCUGGUGCUGGCGGCUGGCGCUGGUGCUGGUGCCUGGUGCUGGCGCUGGUGCCUGGUGCUGGCGGCUGGCGCUGGUGCUGGUGCCUGGUGCUGGCAGCUGGCGUUGGUGCUGGUGCCUGGUGCUGGCGGCUGGCGCUGUUGCUGGUGCCUGGUGCUGGCGGCUGGCGCUGGCGCUGGUGCCUGGUACUGGCAGCUCGCGCUGGUGCUAGUGCUUGGUGCUGGCGGCUGGCGCUGGUGCCUGGUGCUGGCGGCUGGCACUGGUGCUGGUGCCUGACGGCUCGCGCUGGUCCUGGUGGCUGGUGCUGGCGUAACGGCGCAAGUGCCGGUGCUGGUGCUGGUGACUGGAUUCGGUGCUGGUGCUGGUUCCUGGUGCUGGUGGCUGGCGCUGGUGCUGGUGCCUGGUGCUGGCGGCUGGCGCUGGUGCUGGUGCCUGGUGCUGGCGGCUGGCGCUGGUGCUGGUGCCUGGUGCUGGCGGCUGGCGCUAGUGCUGGUGCCUGGUGCUGGCGGCUGGCGCUGGUGCUGGUGCCUGGUGCUGGCGCCUGGCGCUGGUGCUGGUGCCUGGUGCCGGCGGCUGGCGCUGGCGCUGGCGCUGGUGCUUGGUGCUGGCGGCUGGCGCUGGUGUUGGUGCCUGGUGCUGGCGGCUGGCGCCGGUGCUGGUUCCUGGUGCUAGUGCUGGUGUUCCGCCGCCACUCCCUUCCCCCUUUUCCUCUCUCCCCCACAGCAUUCCGCCGCCACUCCCUUCCCCCUUUCCCUCUCCCCCCACAGCGUUCCACCGCCAAUCCCUUCCCCUCCUCCCUCUCCCACCCACAGCGACCGCCGCUGCACACGCGAACAGUCGCGACGGGGGGGGGGUGA
Messenger RNA from Closterium sp. NIES-65, 1551 nucleotides. NCBI's taxonomy places the organism in Eukaryota, Viridiplantae, Streptophyta, Zygnematophyceae, Desmidiales, Closteriaceae. The record is from the annotation of a GenBank genome assembly.